This is a messenger RNA of Plectropomus leopardus (leopard coralgrouper), 648 nucleotides long. Lineage: Eukaryota; Metazoa; Chordata; Actinopteri; Perciformes; Serranidae. The record is from RefSeq and is a predicted model, not a curated record.
AUGAGUGACACUCUUAGACCCCCUUCGUUCCAGGUGAGCAUCCCAAGCGAUGCUCCGGCAUACUCAGACGGAGGACGCAAUGCAGUAUCAGAUGGCUCAGUGCGUUCCAGCUCCUCAACACCGACCCUCAGACGCAAGCGCUUCAAAAUGCGCCGCAUGAGGAACGUACCCAGCGAAAGGGACAUGGAAAGGGGGCGACUAACCAUUGGUCAACUCACGGCCCGAUCACGCUCCAGCUCCAAGGAAUACCUCCAGCUGCCUUCCAUUGAGAUCACGCCAUCCAGCGAUGAAGACGCUCCCUCUUCUUGGUCGAGCUGCUCCACGCCCAGCGCCUCUCCGCGACGAAAGCGUUUCCUGUUGAGGAAGUGGCUGAAGGUCCGACAGAAGAAGGAGCAAGCCAGUGAGAGCAGCAGCCAGCAGAGCAGUCAGCAAAGCAGCCAGCAGAGCAGCCAUGAAGAUGACAGCACUCGCUUCUUGACUCCGUUAAUCCGAGAGGAGAGGUCUGACAGUGCAGCGGACAAAAUCAGCCACCGCAUCGCUGAUUCUGCUCCUCACAGAGGCGGUGCGACACUUUGGUUGAGGACCGCGAAUGCAUACCUGCAGCUCAUAGCGCAGACAGAGGAUGAGGAGGAAAGGCAGAGAGAGUGA